AUGUCCCGCAUGAAGCACUUGCUACGCAAACUCCACCUCGCCGGGGGCCCCGCCGGGGGCGCGGGCGCGGCGCCCGACCACCACCGCCCGAGGCACCGCCGCUCGGGGCACCCGACGCCGCCGCCGCUGCCGCCGGGGGCGGCGGCGGUCGUCGUUGCGGCGGGGGCCCCCGAGCCGCCGCAGCCAGCGGUUACUCCCGCCGCCGCGGCUGUGUCGGUCGCCCCCGCGGCGGAGGAGCCCAGGGGCCUCGGGGCGGAGGCGGCCACGACGCGGCUGGAGGAGGACUACCAGGUGCGGCUCGCGCUCGCCAUCUCCGCGUCGGACCACGCGGGGCUCGUCGACGCGGACUCCGUCCAGAUCCGCGCGGCCGAGCUCAUCAGCCUCGGGGCCGCCUCCGGGUGCGGGCCCCACGACCGGAGCCCCGCGGAGGCCCUCUCCGCGCGGUACUGGAACCACAGCGUCGUCAACUACGACGAGCAGCUCCCCGACGGCUUCUACGACGUCUGUGGCGCGCAGCUGCAUCCCGGCUUCCAGGCCAAGUUCCCCUCGCUCGACUACCUCAGGGCGGUCCCGCUUGGGCGCGAUGUCGCCUUCCUGGCCAUCUCGGUGGAUCGGGAGCACGAUCCUGCCCUAAAACGACUGGAAGAUAGGGCUGCACAGAUUGCUGCGCAGACGAGGGCACAGCACGGUGGAGCUGCUUCAGCUGAGCUUGCACAGAAGAUUGUGGGUCUCAUUGUUAAUGCGAUGGGCGGUCUGGUUGAGGAUGCUGAUGGUAUGAACAGGGAAUGGAGCAUCAAGAGCCGCGAGCUCUCUCUCCAGUUAAACAGUGUCGUUCUUCCACUUGGUUCGCUUCGGGUUGGGCUGUCACGGCACAGAUCACUGCUAUUUAAGGUACUUGCUGACCGAGUUAACCUUCCAUGUAAGCUUGUGAAAGGAAUAUGUUAUACCGGUACAGAUGAAGGAGCUGUUAACUUGGUCAAAGUUGAUUUUGACAGCACGGAAUAUAUUAUUGAUCUGAUGGGAGCUCCAGGCACCUUAAUCCCUUCAGACAUUUCUGGGAGUCAGUUUCAGGACUCCAACAAUAGCCAACUGAGCAGUGAUGCCAUUGAAGAGAGUGUCGCAGAAUUGUGCUUAGCUCUUGAUCAGAUUAAUGGUGGAUAUGAGAACAAAAAUACCAUUGGAGGAUGCUCAUCUGGUCACAGUUCUAUUUUAGCGCUCACGAGUUCACACCUGGGAGAUUUAUCUCAAACAGAAUUUAAACAAAAUGUUGUCUCUGAGAAAAAAAAUGAAGCGGAUAUUUCUGAGCAUGUUAAAGUCGAUGAUGUUUCCAAGUAUAUUGUGCCUGAAGUAGUGGAUCCACAGUUUGCACAAAAUUUGCAUGACUUACUUUUGGAGAGUGGCGCAUUGCUACCCUCUGAUUUAUUAUCUGAUCAAAAUAGUCACAACAUUCACGAGAAAGAAAGUACAGGAUGGUUAUUGAUUUCUCAAACAACACAAAAUUUGCCAAAUGCUUUUGUAGCUAAAGAUUCUUCAUCACCUGAUGAAGAUGCACAACACCCUGUGGAAAAUACAGAAGAAGUCAUAAGAGAUUUGGACUUGCAUGGUCAUACUGCUAGUGCUAUUUCCAACGAGGAUCAAAGGGCUGCUGAAGGUUCUUCGGUGAACAUGUCAGGAAGUAGCAAUGGAAAUUUGGACAAGUUGAGCUGGUCUAGUGCGAAAACUAUCAGCUCUGUUAUAGAUGACGUUGCUGAAUACGAAAUACCAUGGGAGGAUCUUGAUAUUGGAGAACGUAUUGGUUUAGGUUCCUAUGGGGAAGUUUAUCAUGCGGACUGGAAUGGCACGGAGGUUGCAGUGAAGAAAUUUCUUGACCAGGAUUUAUCAGGUGUUUCACUAGAGCAAUUUAAAUGUGAAGUGAGAAUAAUGUCAAGGUUAAGGCAUCCCAAUGUCGUUCUUUUCUUGGGAUAUGUGACACAACCUCCUAAUCUCUCUAUAUUAACUGAGUACCUCCCAAGGGGGAGUCUAUAUCGCCUGUUGCAUAGGCCAAAUAGUCGAAUUGAUGAAGUACAGAGGCUAAAAAUGGCACUAGAUGUGGCAAAAGGGAUGAACUACCUGCACUCUAGCCAUCCUACCAUUGUUCACCGUGACCUGAAAUCCCCCAAUCUUUUAGUGGAUAAAAAUUGGGUUGUUAAGGUGUCUGACUUUGGCAUGUCAAGGUUGAAACAUCAUACUUUUCUUUCCUCUAAAUCAACUGCUGGAACACCAGAGUGGAUGGCACCUGAGGUACUACGAAAUGAACCAUCUAAUGAGAAGUGUGAUGUCUACAGUUUUGGAGUAAUCCUGUGGGAACUAGCAACCAUGCGUGUACCAUGGAGUGGGUUGAAUCCAAUGCAAGUUGUAGGAGCAGUUGGAUUCCAGAACAGACGACUAGACAUUCCCAAGGAUGUGGAUCCGCAGGUGGCUAGCAUAAUAUCUUCAUGUUGGGAUAACGAUCCGAGCAAAAGGCCGGCGUUCUCCCAGCUCCUGUCCCCUCUAAAGCAAUUACAGCGUUUAGUUGUUACAGAAAGCUGCUGA
This is a messenger RNA of Miscanthus lutarioriparius, 2571 nucleotides long. The record is from the annotation of a GenBank genome assembly. NCBI's taxonomy places the organism in Eukaryota, Viridiplantae, Streptophyta, Magnoliopsida, Poales, Poaceae.